AUGGUAUGUACUAUAAUGCUUCAAUAGUUAUUGUUCAUGAAUUCAAAUAUUAACAAGAUACUUUUAGGACACUAAAACUCCAGUUACUUUAGCUAAAGUUAUUAAAGUCUUAGGUAGAACCGGUUCAAGAGGUGGUGUUACUCAAGUUAGAGUUGAAUUCUUAGAAGAUUCAUCAAGAACCAUUGUUAGAAACGUUAAAGGUCCAGUCAGAGAAAAUGAUAUCUUAUGUUUAAUGGAAUCAGAAAGAGAAGCCAGAAGAUUAAGAUAA
Molecule: messenger RNA, 268 nt
Organism: Insectozyma verbasci
Lineage: Eukaryota; Fungi; Ascomycota; Pichiomycetes; Serinales; Debaryomycetaceae
Source: the annotation of a GenBank genome assembly